Molecule: messenger RNA, 347 nt
Organism: Linum tenue
Lineage: Eukaryota; Viridiplantae; Streptophyta; Magnoliopsida; Malpighiales; Linaceae
Source: the annotation of a GenBank genome assembly
CUUCUUCUCCCUCCUCUUCCCCUCUCGCCUAUCUCUAACAAAAAACCCUAGCAGCCAAAGAGCUCCAUCACCGACCUCCAACACCGUUGUCGUCGCCGCCUUCCUCCCGUUGUCCUCGCGCUGACGCUGUCCCCGCCGCCCCUAGCAGGGCCAUGCUGCCCCAAUCGCCCUUGCCGCACCACGCUGCCCUCGUUGCCCCUACCGCGCCUGCCGCCAUCUUUACUCCACCACUGCCUCUGCCUCCCCAUUCCUCCGCCUCCCACCACCUCCCGUCUUCACGGUGCCGCCGCGAGGUUCCCGGAGUGAGUCUGAUUGAAGGAUUUCACCGAAAAAAUCUGCUAGUCGGA